Messenger RNA from Blepharisma stoltei, 1069 nucleotides. NCBI's taxonomy places the organism in Eukaryota, Ciliophora, Heterotrichea, Heterotrichida, Blepharismidae. The record is from the annotation of a GenBank genome assembly.
AUGGGAAACUUGAAAUACUAUGCAGGUGUAUCUGCUGUUUCUCCUUUACUAUGAAGUGCAGAGCAGGUUUAUAACAAAUACUACACAACAGAGCUUCCAAUGGACGUUGAAGAUAUUUUAUUUAUCCAAGAAGGAUGUGAAAAUCUUAAUCAGCCUAUUGGGAUACCAGGGAUUAAACAUUCAUAUUUAGUCGCUGUAACAUACACUGGCAAAAAAAUAAGAUACGACUAUUUCGCUGACAGCAUUGAACCAAAAAUCACUUAUAACUAUUACGAUAAUUCUGAAAAAAAUAUAUUCAGACAAAACCGAGCUAUCCCAGGCUACCUAGUUAGAGAUGUGACUGCAAAAUUUGGCAAGCAUUCUAAAAAGACACAAUAUGAUGCUAUUCAGCAUAACUGCCAACAUGUAGUAAGAGACUCUUAUAAUGAGCUCACAGGAAGAGAUGAGCUGCUUCUUAGGAAUGAUUUUGUGAGAUGAUUUGGAAAAACACUUUCAGAAGAGGAAAAGAAAAAGUUUGAUGAAGAAUUAGGGAUUAGAGAACACUUACUCCCCCCCUCCGUGAGUGAACAAAAAAAUUUUUGUUCACUCACGGAGGGGGGUUAAUUUUUUUUUUUUAAAAAAAUUUAUAUAUUAAUUUUAUAAAAGAUAUUUUUUUCGAAAUUUAAAAAAAUCCUAAUUCGCAAAAAUUGGAAAGCAAAUAUUAAUUUAAUUUAUAAAAUUUAUGUUUUAAAAAGCAAUUCGUUUGAAAUUAAACAGAAUUAGCUCUAGAUUUCAUUAUACUAAUUAUCAUUUAUAUAUAAAAAUUUUUUCCAUAAAAAAUUUUUUUCUAUUAAAAAAAUUUUGUUAGCUCACGGAGAGUGGAAUUUUGGGCAAAAAAUGCAGAUUUUUCUAAUGGUUUUAUUCACUCACGGAGGGGAGGGAGUUAGGAGAUAAGUUUGAAAGAAAAGUAAAAGCAAUGCUUGAUGCAGGCUAUACUUAUGAGGAAAUUUAUAAUUUGAUAAAAAGUGAAAACAUUAGAGAAGUUAGGAAAAUAAUAGAAAAAGUAUCAAGAGGAGAAAAUAAAAGAUAA